AUGGGAGGCUGGGUCUUGGGAGUGCCCGGCUCACGAUUGGCUCCCGACUGCCGCGGGAUGGGCAGCCGACGGUGCGCGGCCCCGGUGGACCUAAGAUGCACGGCGAGCGGCGGCGGCUGUGUGGAGGACGACCCACGAUACCGCAGGAUAGAUUUCUCACGAGAGAUGGCACACAAUGUGCGUGUGGAGCUGGCAAGAAACCUUGCCCUUGGGGAGGCACGCAUGGAUGUGGCCCUUGCGGCACUACAGAUCGCUGCAGAGGACGAUGCAAUAGUGUCGCUGUCAUCGGUUCCAUUUCCCAUCCAGAGUUUCCUGGCACGGAUAGAAAGGCUGGCCAGCGAUGUGGGGGCAAGGCUGAAAGGGCAGCAUGGAUCGACACCUGUGCCUGUGGACAUCACACUCCCCCUAAUGGAGAAAAUUUUCUAUGCCGAACAACGCUUCAAGGUGCCCCCGUUUCUGAGGUCCAACAUUCCAGACAGGUCGAUCGUCGCCCACCCAGGUGUGUGGGAGAAUGCUGCCUAUGCAUACCUGCAUGAACUGCUGAUUAGAAGGGUUGGCAUUCCAGCCACUGUGGCAAUACUUUACCACGAUGUCAUGCGUCGACUACUAUUGGAGGGGGUGGUAGAUUUUGUGAUUGGCAUGGACAUGAGGGAGUUCUCAGACAUCCCGCAGCCUAAGAUUAUGCCAGGCUUGACACGGGAGCUGGUAGUGCGUGACAAUGGAACUGUGCUGAACACCUGCAAUCCGGAUGCCCUGAGGGAGAUGCUCAGAUACCUCAAACGGUCUUUCUGGCCAUUUGCCUGGGAUGCUUCGUUGGGCGCUGAUGGUGGAUUCAGGUCUGCACUUUCGGCAGCCCUGAAUCCAGGCGCAGAUGCCCACCUGGAAAUAAUCUCCCGUGCUGCCAAGCACCGCCUGGAUCGAGGGAUAUCCACAAGCCCAGGUGCUGGUGACAUCAGAAGGGCAUUAGCGGCAUCAGAACGACUAGUUAUGCUGUGCCAUGGUGACCAGCAGGAAAGGCGUGACUUGGCCAUUCUCCUGUACCAUUGCGGAGAGAUGAGUAGGGCCAUGGUGGAGCUGUCAGCAUAUUGCGGAACUGGGGCCUUUGAGGAUGAGACUUCAACCGACAAAACGGCACUGAAGCAGCUGCUGUCUCGACUGAAGUCGCACAGCAUAACUGGAGAGCGGGCACAGCUGACGACGAUCGAGAAUGUCUUGGCGAUGCCUCCACCACAGUUCGACGCCAGCCAGAGGGUGCCUCUCUCAUGGUGA
This is a messenger RNA of Ostreobium quekettii, 1269 nucleotides long. NCBI's taxonomy places the organism in Eukaryota, Viridiplantae, Chlorophyta, Ulvophyceae, Bryopsidales, Ostreobiaceae. The record is from the annotation of a GenBank genome assembly.